UUUACAGUGGCAGGACCAGCUACACGUCACAAAAUAGUGACUAUAAAAUAUUUCUGAGCAUUGCUUAAAACAUUGAAACACUGAGGCAAUCAUGGAAAUAACCAAUUAGGCUACGAAAUUCUAAUUUCAUGUUGAUUAUAAAAUCCCUAAGAGCCUGAGACCGACCGCCCUCAACAUCCGCAGCUAUCAAUUCAAUGCUUUGGUGCGGGCUGGACACAGUGCCUGAGACGUUUACUCUGGAACAUGUGAAGAUUUGGAAAGUAGAGAGAGCCUCCAACAAAUUCUGAAGUUCACCUAUGCUCACUGGCAACACCCCUCUUUGUCCCAUAAAGAACCAUGUGGAGGAUCUCAGCGCUAUGGCUUCUGGUGUUACUACUGGCCGCUGAGGUGUGCCACUGUGAAGAUGUGGGGACCAUGCUGGCAUCCGAGGAGGUGCCUAACAUCCCUUUGUCGACCACCGUGACCCGCAGCCAGAUCCUCUCAGCUCAGUUUGAGUGCUACCUGAAGAUCAUCCAUGACCCAUCACGCAAUGAAGAUGGCAUAUUCUGUAACCGCACGUGGGAUGGCUGGCUGUGUUGGGAUGACUCUGCUCCUGGCACGGCCAUGCAGCUCUGCCCUGAGUACUUUCAGGACUUUGACCCCUCAGUGUUUUAUGUGUCCAUUCAAACAGAGAAAGCGACUAAAGUGUGCAACUCGGAUGGACAGUGGUUUCGUCACCCUGAGAGCAACCGUAUUUGGUCCAAUUACACCCAGUGUCAGAUGUACACUAAGGACAAACUGACGUUUGCGUUUAGCUUGUACUACUUAGCCAUUGUGGGACAUGGAUUGUCUGUGGUAUCUCUCAUCAUCUCACUCUGCAUCUUCUCCUACUUCAAGAGUCUGAGCUGCCAGAGGAUCUCCCUCCAUAAGAACAUGUUCCUGUCCUUUAUCUUCAACUCCAUCUGCACCGUCAUCUGGCUCUCUGCUGUAGCCAACAACCAGCAGCUGGGGGCCAGCAACCCUAUUGGAUGCAAGAUCCUGACAGUUCUGAACCAGUAUACGUUUGGCUCCAACUACUUCUGGAUGCUGUGUGAGGGGAUCUACCUGCACACUCUCAUCAUCGUGGCUGUGUUUGUGGGAGAGCAGCAGCUGUGCUGGUAUUAUGUCCUGGGUUGGGGCUUCCCCAUCAUUCCUGCCAUCACACAUGCUGUGGCCCGUGGGUUCUUCUAUGAUGACAGAUGCUGGAUCAGUUCCGACACACACCUGCUCUACAUCAUCCAUGGGCCUGUUCAUGCUGCCCUACUGGUGAACCUGUUCUUCCUGCUCAACAUAGUGCGUGUGUUGAUCACCAAGCUGCAGGUGACCCACAGUGCAGAGUCCAAUGCCUAUAUGAAGGCUGUGAGAGCCACUCUCAUCCUGAUCCCUCUGCUGGGAGCCCAGUUCAUCCUGGUUCCCUGGAGGCCAGAGGGACGUAAAGCCAGGGCCAUCUACGAGUUCAUCAUGAACAUCUUCGCACAUUUCCAGGGACUCCUGGUCGCAAUUAUAUUCUGCUUUUGCAAUGCUGAGGUACAGGCAUGUCUUAGGAGGAAAUGGGCACAGACUAAGCUGGUGUGGAAAUGGACAGAUUCCUACUCCCACACCAACUCCUCUGUGACCGAGACGAGACGUGCUACAGUUAGCCUGGAGCUCACCGCUCCUGAGGAGAACACCAUCAUUAAGCCAGGUGGUAGUGUGCACUACCAAGCCAAUGGACAGAGUAACGGCAAGCGCUGCACCAAUGGGGAGAUGGACAUGCCCAGGAUCCUGGAGACCACUGACAUCUGAUAGCACUGCACUGUCACUUCCCAUAGGCAUCAUCACAUGAUGCUGUCACAAACAGGCUCACUAAACUCACAGCAUGGCCACAGACAAUUGGUCAGUGCAGAAAACGGGGGCCAUGACCUUUUGUGUCACUGUAAAUGUUGGAUCACACACACGUGGUAAAAAUAUACACACAAAUGUGUACAAGAUACACAUGCAAGCACAAACACAACACAGACGAAAACACAUAAACAGACACCUGAUAAUGAAUGAGCAGCUUACAGGGUCCAGUUGAAACCUUGCAGACAAGUAUUCGCCACCAGAUGUAUAUACAUUUCACUGUAGCUUCUCAUUGUUGCUCAUGUUGGCCUUAGGCACAAGACAUUAUGCAACAAAUCCAGUGAUAAAAUGACCCAAUAAAGAGGGCUAUCGCUGGCAAUGUUUGAUCUUGGCCUUCAACGCUGAUCAGGGUCUGAUGUAAUCAAUUCUUGUUGGCCUAUUGGAAAGUUUGUACAGAAUAGAAGCAUUCAUAUAUUUAGAUUUAGUUUUUCUCACUCUGACACUGCCUAGGCUAUAUUGUAAAGAUUUGGAUCCGUCUUUUUUAUGUCACUUUAAUGAUGUGGAACUUAUUUAAAUGUGUGUUACAUAAGCUUACCUUUUUAGAAACAUGAAAUGACUGCUUAACUUGGCAUAGUUCUGACUGCUGAAUGUUGAGUUCUCAGAGGCAAGUAAGAUGACAGUGUAUAAGGCAUAUAACACAAUGAGGAAAAGUGUGGCUGUGUGCUUUGAAACUUAAACAGGAGAACCUAUGAUUCAGGAUGCCCUAUGUCUGACACAACACUUUUUAUCCAGUGUUGCUUUCUUACGCUUUAACAAAUCUUAUUUAUUGAGUUGCUAUACAUACUCUUUGAAGAAUCAAAGAGGAUACAUGUAUUAUACCACUGAGCUGCAGUUGAACUAUGCAUACUCUGUAUUUGUGUAGUGGGGAGAAUUUACAAUGCAGUGUAUGAAAAACAUUCCACUUUAACUUCCAAAUAAAUGACUAUGUUAUCUGUUUAAGUCAAAAAAUUUUAAUGUUAAUAAAUGUUUAUAUCAUUUA
This is a messenger RNA of Coregonus clupeaformis (lake whitefish), 2878 nucleotides long. Its product is annotated as calcitonin gene-related peptide type 1 receptor. The transcript has 13 exons. The record is from RefSeq and is a predicted model, not a curated record. Gene Ontology annotation, molecular function: adrenomedullin receptor activity; calcitonin gene-related peptide receptor activity; calcitonin receptor activity. NCBI's taxonomy places the organism in Eukaryota, Metazoa, Chordata, Actinopteri, Salmoniformes, Salmonidae. Gene Ontology annotation, biological process: adenylate cyclase-activating G protein-coupled receptor signaling pathway; cell surface receptor signaling pathway; angiogenesis. Gene Ontology annotation, cellular component: plasma membrane. Bases 337 to 1803 code for a protein of 488 amino acids.